AGCAACACAUCGCAACGGAGAGCGCUUGGGAUGGCGGGGGAGAGGAGCGGAGAGGACAUAGUUUCAGAGUACCUGGGCCAGAACCCGCAGCUGGCCGAGUGGGUCGACACAUUCAGGACCUACUGCGAGAGCAACAAGCAGUGGGUUGCUCGAAGAGAGUUCAUCCUGAGGAACAUGGAGGCUUUCCCCACAGUGGAGCCGGGGGUCCCCAGCAGCAGUCUGGACCGGCUGCUGUCUCUGUCCAUGGUCUGGGCUAAUCACGUGUUCCUGGGCUGCAGCUAUCCACAGGCUGUGAUGGACAAGAUCAGUGAGAUGGGUGAGGGGAUAGUCGUCGAGGAUGUUCCUGUUCACAAAACGAUGAAAGAAAUCAUGGCCAGAGGAAAGCGGAGCGCCACAGCUGAGAGCGACGCUGACAGCUGUGCGAAAAGAGCCAAACUUGGGCCUAAUGAGCUCGACGGUCGACCCGCUGGGAGGACGAAUGCUCGGCCUGUGACUCAGAAGUCAGGACCUCUUCCUCAGGCUCCAGCAGAGCACCAGCCCUUCUUCAAUCGCCUCUACAAGGCCGUGGCGUGGAAGCUGGUGUCGGCGGGCGGCUUUGGCCCCAACUUGGACCAUUUUGAAAUCCUGCGGAGCUGCGUGGAGUCGUGUAAGCAAACCCUGACCUGCGUGUUUGUGCCGCUGAAGGACAUCACAGGCCUCCCGGCAGGUCGCACACAGAAGGAAGGCCAUGUGUGCGAAAUCCGCUGUCAGACUGUCUACUUGGGCACCGGGUACGGCCGCGACGAGUCCGCCGCCAAAGCCAUGGCUUCCAAAGAGGCCCUCAAAGUCUUUCAGGGGCGAAAAGUGACUGUAAAGAUCUGCAGGCGGAGGUACAAAGGGAAAGACGUGGAGGAUUUGAUGCUGUUGGACGAGCAGCCUCGAAGUCAGGGCUUUCCUCCGGCGCUCAGCUACCCUUUUCAGGACGAGCAGCUGGAAGACGGAUCCUCGUAGAGAAGCUGGACCGCUGCAGCUUCAACAAGCGGUUGAUCAGAGCUACUGAAGGCGUUCGCGACUGUCGGGACCAGACUGUUAUGCAGUUGACCAUCAAACCUGAGAUUCUUUAAGUAACAUAGAGCAUUAACUGUCAUGAUACAUUUACCCACAGUAGUCCGGUAUCCUUCGAUCUGUGCUAGAUCACCACAACAGGAGAGCAUAGUCGUUAAAUCUGCAAAAAAAAAAAAGAACUGACUUACACUGUUUGUUUCAACCACUUUUAGUUUGACAGAGUUUUAUAGACUUUAAAGUGUGGAGUCGGAGCAUGUGCCAUCGUUUAUAACAGCUCUACUGCCAGGAAGCAAAACUAAACAUAACGGAUGAUAAAAAGCCACCUUGGAGGACAUAUUGCAUUAUUUUGAUGUGAGUAUUUAUCCCAGCAAAUUAAAAAAAUGUGUUUCGGCGGUUUCCUCAUAUUAGGAGUAGCGUAGAGAUAGUUUUGCUCUUUCCUGUGAGACAGUUUUCUCCUGUUUUAUGUCAUUUUGUCCACACAAGCAGAUACUUUUGUUUUAGAUUCCAGCUGACAACUUACAAGGUAAACGAGUCAUGAAUAACUUGUUUUUUACAGUUUUGAUAACCCGUCUCGCAGCCAGGGUGCAGUCAGAACUAAGACAGGAACUUUUUCCUAGGCUCGACUUUAGUGUUUAUACCAGCUGGGAACAGAAAAACAGCAGAUUAUAAAGCCUCCAUACAGAUUUUUAUUUUGUUAUGGAAUUUAUUUCCAACCAUUAAUAUCAUAUUUUUCGCCCUAUUGUUCCCAUUAACCCUUCAAAUUUUAGGGUUGUUUCUCGUCGAAGGUUGUAACUGCAUUCCCUGAUUACCUGCACUUUAGUUGUUUUAGAGCAGGACUGGAUCUCGCUGAAGUUAUUUGGUGCCACUCAAGUUUGAUUGUGUUGUUUUAUGAUUAAUUAGUCAGAAAAAAAAUAACCUGAAGUGUCUCUAAGUUUAAAUAAACUUCUCCAAACACGGUGAACAUGAUGACAGCCGGCAUGACAACACAGAGGUUCUGCAAUCAGAGUAAAACUACAAGGAAUGAAGGUUUUUUUUCUAUUAUGAGUUGAUUCAGAGAGAAGCUGGCCGACUACAGUAAUCGUUGUACUGUACACAGAAGAACUAAAUGCUACUGCUUUUUCUAUUUCAUGAUAUAAUUUGACUGAUUUAAAAAGAAAACACUGAGACCCACACUUUGUUUAAAUACUGGGGGGAUCAUAUGAACUGAUUGAUUCAGUGUGUACAGUUCUGAUGUGUUUGAGGGUAAAGUGCUGCUGUGAAGUGUGAUUUGUGUUUCUUCUCUUGUUUUCUUUUUCCAAUCUGGGUUGAAGUUGCAUUAAAGUGUGAGUAACUACGCUGUUCCAUGUUACGUUUACACCAGUGGUCCUGUUUCUAUAUAUUUUUAAAUAAACUGAAUUUAACCAA
Messenger RNA from Stegastes partitus (bicolor damselfish), 2448 nucleotides. It is a transcript of the gene cdkn2aip, whose product is annotated as CDKN2A interacting protein. The transcript has 4 exons. Gene Ontology annotation, cellular component: nucleoplasm; nucleolus. Lineage: Eukaryota; Metazoa; Chordata; Actinopteri; Pomacentridae. The record is from RefSeq and is a predicted model, not a curated record. The coding region runs from base 31 to 990 and encodes 319 amino acids.